This is a messenger RNA of Hypoxylon fragiforme, 1326 nucleotides long. RefSeq names its product soluble quino protein glucose dehydrogenase. The record is from RefSeq and is a predicted model, not a curated record. Lineage: Eukaryota; Fungi; Ascomycota; Sordariomycetes; Xylariales; Hypoxylaceae. The coding region runs from base 1 to 1326 and encodes 441 amino acids. The transcript is spliced from 3 exons.
AUGCGUCUCUUGGCGACGGCUUCAACUGUAGUCGCCCUACUGGGCCAGGCUCUAUCACAGGAUGUCCCGAGUUUUCCUUUCCCAACCACCUGCUCCGGCGUUGCUGCUCCCCGAUUCCAAUACACGCUUGAUUCUGGUUGGGAGGUCACCAAGAUCGCCAGUGGGCUUCGCCAACCACGAACUAUCAUCUUCGACCCCCUGGGCCAUAUGCUAGUGUUGCAAGCCACUUCUGGAAUCUCCGUACACACGUUUGGUGCCGACGGAUGCAUUAAUAGCACCAAGACCCUCCUCCAGAGUGCCGGCCUCAAUCACGGUCUGAGUCUCACACCCGAUGGCACGACUCUCUAUGCUAGCUCGCAGACAACGGCUUGGUCGUGGACCUACGACCCAGCAGCGAUGACGCUGACCAACCAGAAGACCGUAAUCAGUGGUAUGGGACAGGGCAUUCACUCCACACGUACCAUCCUGGUUUCGCCCAAAGACCCGAACCUGAUCAUCGUCUCCGUUGGUGCUGCUGCGAACUGGGAUAACCCGACCAUUGACCCCAGCGUUGGUCGCGCGAUCGUGAAGGUGUUCGAUGUGAGCAAGGCGCCGGCCAAUGGCUAUAGCUACAACACCCAAGGCACGGUUUUGGGUUAUGGUCUACGUAACGAAGUUGCAUUGGCGUUUGACCCGAACGGUCACGUAUGGGGUGCUGAAAAUAGCGGUGACGACUUCAGGAGAACGGUCAACGGCCAGUCCACUGACAUCCAUAUUGACAACCCCGCAGAGGAGUUAAACUACCUCGGAGACCCGGCCGCACCCCUUGCGAAUACCUGGUUCGGUUACCCGACCUGUUUCACUGUGUGGGAGCCGUCCAACUUUAACGACAACACGGCGCUGAAGACGGGCUCACAGUUCGUCGUGUCGCCCAACCAGACUUUCAGCGAUGCAUCUUGCGAGGGCAAGUCGAAUCCGCCACGCCUAGCGUUCCCGGCACACAUGGCGCCCAUCACCAACGGCUUCGACCCGGCGGGUGAGAAUCUGUACAUCACGUUCCACGGCAGCUGGGAUCGACAGCCCGCUCAGGGUUAUUUCGUAGCCGAAGUGCCAUUUACAAAGAACGCCGAUGGCCAGUAUGAGCCCGUCGCUGCUGCUGACAGCAAGACUGGCUACAAAAACAUCAUUGGCGCCCAAAGCCCGGGCUCCUGCAACUCGCCUUCCUUGACCAUGAGCAGUUGCUGGCGUCUAGCUGGCCUCAGCUGGGACGCUGCCGGCGAGAGGCUGUUUAUCAGCUCCGACAACCAGGCUCAAGGCGAGAUCUUUGUGUUGAGAAAGAAGGCUUGA